Molecule: messenger RNA, 1149 nt
Organism: Diaporthe batatas
Lineage: Eukaryota; Fungi; Ascomycota; Sordariomycetes; Diaporthales; Diaporthaceae
Exons: 3
Coding region: 1-1149 (382 amino acids)
Cellular component (GO): membrane
Source: RefSeq, a predicted model, not a curated record
AUGGGUUCAAAGACUCGACAAUGCAUCUCCCGGAACUGGGGCCCCGUACUGGUUCUCCUCUCUCAGAUCCUAAGUGGCGUGAUGAACCUCUGCGUAAAGCUCCUCGAGACAAAGUCCUCCAACCCGAUCAGCCCUUUCAGCAUACUCAAAAUCCGCAUGAUCAUCACCCUUACCCUCUCGGCGGUCUAUUGCUGGAUGAAAGACGUCGACGACUUCCCCUUGGGGCCCCGCGAGGUGCGCUGGCUCAUGCUCCUGAGGGCUGCCGGGGGCUGCUGCGGUGCCAUAGGUUUCUACUUCUCCCUCGAGUACCUGCCGCUGGCGGAGGCUAGCGUGCUCAACCUGCUGGCCCCGCUGGGCUGCUGUAUCGCCAGCGCGCUGUUGAUGAGGGGCGGCGUGUCGACGGUGCAGGUCGUCGCCGCAUUCAUGAGCGCCGCGGCUGUGUUAAUCACCGUGCAGCCCAAGUUCAUAACCCAGCAUCUCGGUCUUGGGGACAAAGGGGUCGUGGAUUAUGCCGGUGCGGGCAGCAGGAACAUGUUGACAGGCAUCGCUUUCGCGUUGUUUGGGGCCUUCGGGGGCGCCAUAGAACUGACAAAUCUUUCUCCAACAAAGUGCGCCUACACUUGUGUUCGGCUGAUGGGGACCCGUGCUCAUCCGCUGAUCAGCGUGAAUUACUUCGCAUUUACCAUGAUCGCUGUAACGAGCGCCGCGAUACUCUUGGAACCCAGACCGAGCAUUUUGAAACUCGAUCUGUUGCAAGGAGCCCUUCUUGUAGCUGUAGGACUUGUCGGCUUCCUCGUUGAAUUUGUGUUGACUUCCGGUCUCGCCAUUGAGCGUUCUUCGUCAUCCACUCUGUUUAUCUUUUCGCAGGUGCUAUUUGCCGGAUUUCUAGACUGGAUUUUCUGGGCUCAUAUUCCGAAGCCGACUGCGGUUAUUGGAGGGCUCAUGCUGAUCUUAUCAUUGACAGCCAUCUUGAUGGACAAAAGCACUGAGACACCGCCCAAGGUGGCCGAGGGCGCAAGCCGCUUGGGAAUCUACGACUGGUUGCAGAAGAAAAUGGGGAAAAAGACGAUACGUGGGGCUGAUCUCAAGUCGAUAAGUCUGGAAAGUUUGUUGUCGUCUAAUGACGGCACAAAUAUAGACGAGGACUGA